AUGGCCAGCCUCGACGAGAACGCGCCGCCGGCGGCGACGAUGCCGCCCGCGCCGCCGGCGCCGACGACGCCGUCGGCCCUGGACGGCGAGAGGGACAUCUUGGACGACCAGUUGGACCUCUUGACCGGCUCCAUGGUCGGCGCCGGCGAGCUCGACGCGACGGCCGUGGAGCUCGCGGGGCUCCUCGUGGAGAAGGGCGACGACGCGUCGUCGCUGCGGGCGCACCGCGUCCUCGCCGAGUGCGGCGUCCAGCUCGGCUGCUGGGGCCUCGGCGAAAGGCCGAAGCUGAAAAACGCCGCGGACCUCGACAAGCCCAUGGGCGCCUUCGUGCUCAAGCCGUCGGCCAGGUCGAAGCUCCUCGACGACUCCGUCGCCGCGCCGAAGACGCGGCCGGAGCCGCGGGCGAGCUCGACGACGUCGCUGCGCGGCGCGCCGCCGAUCGCGGACGACCUCGACCCCGUCGCGCCGCCCGCGGCGAGCGAGCCCAAAUCGCUCGCGGACUUCCUGAAGCCGUAG
Messenger RNA from Aureococcus anophagefferens, 516 nucleotides. RefSeq lists its product as hypothetical. The coding region runs from base 1 to 516 and encodes 171 amino acids. The record is from RefSeq and is a predicted model, not a curated record. The transcript has a single exon. Lineage: Eukaryota; Pelagophyceae; Pelagomonadales; Pelagomonadaceae.